AUGUCUUGUCAGCAAAUUGCAAAGAAGUAUAAUAUACAAGAAAGAUAUAAGAAAGAGGGAUCUUUGGUUUGGGUUGCUGUUGCUCCACGAACCAGCAAUCUCUGGAUUCGGAGCACGGAGGAACGUCCACCAGCUGCUUAUCCGGAAGACCACGGGUCCUAUGAUACAGUAAUGUCAGAACCCUCAUCCUCAUUGUCAACAUCCUCGUCACCGUCUACGUCACUUUCAUCAUCUUCGAAAACAAUCGAGGGCGAUAAACCCAGCGGCAGCAGUCCCAGUCCUGUUGAAGCUGAAGGUGUACCUGGACCCAGUAAUGCUGAAAUCAGCUGUUUGCUGUCGAAGGCUGACUCGGAGGAGUUUGAUGAAACCGAGGAGGCCGGAGAGGAGACUAGUGAAGAAGAGAGUGAAAUUAGUGAGAACGGGCUGUUCUGUGAUGCUGACUGUGAAGAAGAGGUAGCAGCAGACGAUGAUUCGUUGACUACUGAUCCAGAUGUACAGAAAUCAAUAGAUAAUCUUCCUUCUGAUGUUAUGUACAGACAUGUUGUAGCUAUUAAUGUCACUGCCGAAGAACAACAUCCUAAUGAUGAUGUCUCUAAUAGUAUACCAUUGACACUUUUUCAAUCGGUUAGAAAAAGAAAAAAUGAUAAAGGGAAACAUGUGAGAUUUGUAAUACCAACGAGAGCCAAUCCACCGCCAGAAAUGAACAGCUGGUUAAUUCAAUUCCAAAAAUGGACAAACGCUGAAAGGAUGUUAGCCAUUGAUGAGUUGAUAGAAUGCUGUGAGCCGACGCAAGUUCGGCACAUGAUGCAAGUAAUAGAGCCCCAAUUCCAGCGGGAUUUUAUAUCACUGUUACCAAAAGAGCUCGCUUUGUCUGUCUUGGCAUUUUUAGAGCCCCGAGAUUUAUUACGCGCCGCCCAAACAUGUAGAAAUUGGCGGUUUCUUGCCGAUGACAAUCUUCUGUGGAAAGAAAAGUGCCGAUCUGAGGGCAUAGAAGACCUUAAGGAUGUAUCAUUUACUAAGCGCAAGAGCAAUCGUAGUAAUAGCAUUUGUAGUUCACCUUGGAAACAAGCUUACAUGCGUCAAUAUAGUAUUAAAAUGAACUGGCGAACUAAGCCAAUAAGACCGCCAAAGGUUCUCAAGGGACAUGACGAGCAUGUAAUUACUUGCUUACAAUUUUCCGGUAAUCGUAUAGUCAGUGGAUCUGAUGAUAAUACUCUCAAAGUUUGGUCAGCAGUUACAGGAAAGUGCCUGAGGACAUUGAUGGGUCAUACAGGAGGCGUGUGGUCUUCCCAAAUGGCAGGUACGACAGUAAUAAGCGGCAGUACGGAUCGCACAUUAAAAGUGUGGAACGCAGAUACGGGUUCGUGCAUUCAUACCCUGUACGGGCACACGUCGACGGUUCGAUGUAUGCACCUUCAUGGUAAUAAGGUAGUAAGCGGCAGCAGAGAUGCGACGCUGAGAGUGUGGCAAGUAGAUACCGGAGAGUGUCUACACGUUCUCGUUGGUCAUCUGGCUGCUGUGAGAUGCGUGCAAUAUGAUGGAAAAUUAGUUGUUAGCGGUGCUUACGAUUAUAUGGUUAAAGUGUGGAAUCCAGAGCGUGAGGAGUGCCUGCACACGCUUCAGGGUCACACUAAUCGCGUGUAUUCUCUUCAGUUCGAUGGAGUUCAUGUUGUAAGUGGAUCAUUGGACACCAGUAUCAGAGUAUGGGAAGUCGAGACUGGGGCCUGUCGUCAUACUUUAAUGGGUCAUCAGUCACUUACGUCGGGCAUGGAAUUACGUAACAAUAUUCUGGUGUCCGGUAACGCUGACUCAACUGUUAAAGUUUGGGAUAUUGUUAAUGGACAUUGUUUACAAACAUUAUCUGGGCCUAAUAAACAUCAGUCGGCCGUUACUUGCCUUCAGUUUAAUAGUCAUUUUGUUAUUACGUCUUCGGAUGAUGGAACUGUGAAAUUGUGGGAUGUUAAGACUGGUGAUUUUAUAAGAAAUCUCGUGGCUUUGGAAAGCGGUGGAAGUGGUGGCGUCGUAUGGAGGAUUCGUGCGAGUGAUACAAAGCUUGUUUGUGCUGUUGGAAGUCGUAAUGGUACCGAAGAAACAAAGCUUCUUGUCCUCGAUUUCGAUGUCGAGGCUAAAUAA
Molecule: messenger RNA, 2133 nt
Organism: Cotesia congregata
Lineage: Eukaryota; Metazoa; Arthropoda; Insecta; Hymenoptera; Braconidae
Source: the annotation of a GenBank genome assembly